This is a messenger RNA of Procambarus clarkii (red swamp crayfish), 3748 nucleotides long. The record is from RefSeq and is a predicted model, not a curated record. NCBI's taxonomy places the organism in Eukaryota, Metazoa, Arthropoda, Malacostraca, Decapoda, Cambaridae.
AGCCAGUACCCGGGGCGUGCCCCCUCAAGGCUCAGUCUCCCCGCGCUCGCUGCCCGUGACCCACGCCACACACACACGCCCGCGCGCCCCCGCACACCUUAGAAACACGCCCACAACUCCAGCAGGAGGAGGAGGAGGAGGAGGGGAAAGAAGGACCCUUACGAAAGGGGAACGAGAAAGUGAAAGAACGCAAAAUAAUAUUGAAAAAAAAAGAUCGACUUACGAAAAAAGUUCGAAUUACCACUGAAGUUUUGUUCGUUAGCCAAGGGACGCGGGUGACGUCCACCGCAGGGGGGGGGGAGGGGAGAGUGCCAGUGUCUUGGCACUCUGGGGAAUAAAGAGUCAUUACGAGUGCUACCUAUAUGAUUGUUAGUGGCCCCGUGUGUCCGUAGAGGUCAUUACCAUUGUGAACAACCAGGUUCUUAGUUCCCUUGUGUGUGUCAGUCCUUCGAGAUCAUUAGCAGUCUGAUCUACGAGACUGUUAGUGCCCUCAGGGUGUCCCAAGCAAGCGUAUACAGGUGACGACACUGCAGAAAGGAGCUACAGGCAUCAUCUUCUCUACACGCUGAAGAGUCUCGCCUUACCUUGGUCUCGAGAUCCAGCUGGAAGACGAGUAUGAAGUCCUCCACGUGAUUCAAGAAGGUUGGCGGGGACGCUUGUUGCUAGUGGAGCACCGCAGGACUCGACAUGAGGUGGUUCUGAAGGCCAUGCACAGGGACUCCACCUCCCGUCUCGACUUCUUCAGAGAGUUCCACUACAACUACUACCUCAGCCCGCACCUCAACAUACUCAACGCUUACGACGUAGCCUUCGAGGCGGGCGAGUACUAUGUUUUCGCCCAAGAGUACGCACCGUUCGGGGACCUUACUACCAACCUCUGCGAUGUGGGCCUCGGGGAGAUCAAUACCAAAAGAAUCGCUCUCCAGCUGGCCUCCGCUCUUGACUUCAUGCACUCCAAGGACCUGGUGCACCGAGACAUGAACAUGGACAACAUUUUGAUCUUUAAAAGCGACUUCAGCCACGUCAAGCUAUGCGACUUCGGAUCCACGCGCAAGAAGGGGACACUGCUGAAGAAGAGAACCGUCUGGCUGCCUUAUGCUCCGCCUGAGAUCGUGGAUGCCGUUCAAAACGAAGGCUUCCACGCCGAUACCUCACAGGACGUGUGGCAGCUGGGCAUUCUCAUCUACGUGUUGCUGACGGGUCAGCUGCCGUGGCAGAAGGCAGACCUGACGGACCCCAACUACGCUGACUACAUCAACUGGCGCAAGCGUCGUACGCUGCGUACUCCCAAGCGCUUCACCAACUUCACCUCUCGGCUCUUGAGACUCUUUAAGCGCCUCUUGGAGCCUAAGCCGGAGAAGCGGGCGUCGGUGCGCGAAGUGUACAAGUAUAUGGACGACAAGUGGCUCCUUAAACUCCCACGACGUGAUAUUGGAGACGUCGACGGUCAGAGUGUCUGCUACUCGACCUUCUCUGCGCAUUCUUGUCCCAGGGAGAAGGAUCGGGUGCUGCGUACCUUGAAGGCGCAUGGAAUUGAGACCACGGUGGAUCGAAUCGCUAAGAGACAGCGAAUACACGAGUGGCUGGAGCGUUCACUGUCCUCCAGAAAUCUUGGCGAAGACGAGGAGCGAGCCAAGGAUGAUCCCUUACAAAGAGAAUAUAUCGGAGACCAAGAACCUCAAGCACGGCGCUCCGCUCGACCUCUACAAUCUUCACAAGAACAAAAUAAAAGAGCAGAAGCAAUGCGAAAACAGUAUGAGGAACUUACUGCCAUAACGAUUAAGCUGGUACAAGCAAAAGCUUCAAAGCAGGUGUCAGACACCAUUCCUAACUCGACUCAAGACAGCAGAGUAAGGAACGGCCACCUCCACCAUCAACCCCAGCAGACCACACACGCGCAAGACCAAACUGGAUUCAAUGGUGCCAAAGCCUCUCCUGUCCUUGAGACAUCACAACACCGCGGGCGUGACAACAGCCCUUGCAUUGUCCAGCGGAACUCCUCGCGGAAAACAAAAGGAGAAUCAGGCAGUCCACAACUCAGCAGACACGCUCAAAGUCCUGUCCGAACCCCCACCGUGAUAGAGACUCCCCGGAGUCCCCAUAUAAACAGACGGUUCCACAAACACAUGCAUAGUCCUAACUCUUCAGGGAGAGAGCGCCGGGGAGAGCGUCAGUGGUCGAGUGGCGCCACAGAGUGUGGCUAUCAGUUGCAGAGAAGCAAAACUGAUUCCUACUUCGUAACUGGAUCGUCUCGCAGCCCUCCGUCUCGACAGACGAGUCAGGAGAGCGAUUCGACGGAUACCAGUUUGAACAGCCUUCAGCCUGUCGUCCUACUCUAGCGAAGAUGGGAGGAGCGAUACGCUCUUCCACCUAUUCCGGCCGCUCUCGCAGGGACGCACGUACACACAUAUGUAAAUACACUCACACGUGCACACAUAUGUAUAUACAAAUGUGCACACACAUGUACAUACACGCGCACACACUACCUGUUGACGAGAAACGUCAGUUUUCCUCUAUCCUAGAUCACACCAUCGUCCCUUUCCAUGUGUUGCAGCCUGUUACUCGGUCAACCUACCUCUACCUGCUUUGUACACACACACACACGCCUCUCUGGACCACGUAGGAAAAAACAUACUUCCUAGCACGGGCUGUGAAGUGUUUUACUGUGAAUACUAGAGAACUGUACAUCGCCAAGACACUCGUGUCGGAAAGUACAACAUGAGCACUAGUGGUAACCAGUCAAAUGUUUGAGAGACCGACGGAUCAUAUGUCCAGGGGCAGUGCGACAAGACUUUUGACCAACAGUUCCUUCUGCACACAAGGGACACGGCCCCUCGGACCAUCUACGUCAUCACCAUGGUCCGGACGACAAGCACUACUAUCUUCGUAAUGCUGACAGACUUCUAUGAACUUUAGCGCCAGUGCUACUCCAACCCUCUAUAAGCAGCACAAGCCUGGAGGGUCCAGCUGUGGUGGUCAAACUUGUAAUCCAUACCCUGCUUCGCUUCAGGCCGCAUUAGGACAAACAAAAGUCACGUUCCACCAAGACACUAAGCCCGCCACACUGGGGAUGAAGAUCUUCAGAGCACUAGCGGGUCCUCUCACAAGCGUCUUCCUGGUCAUAACGUAGUGUAAGCUUACUUUCAUUCUCUUAAAACAUUGGAGACUGGAACCCAGGCCACAAAAGUACGAGAAUGUCGUUCUGCUACGUAGACCAUGGACUCUUCAGGCAUAUUUUAGAUGGUUGAGUGAAAUUCAGAAGAAAUUCAGUAAUAUAAAAGUUGAAUUAAGAAACAAUUGGCACAUUGUGGUCUCGUGUGUACAUACUCGGAGAUAAUGAAGUUGGGUGUCUGAGUGUUUGGUCUUGGGAAGUAUACUGCGUGAGCAUCUUAUAUCAAUAAGAUGUUUCAACACUUCAUUUUAUAUGUCUACGUUAUCAAUUAUAAUUAUUAUCCAUGUUUUUCUUAUUGUUAUUUACCUACACCUUAGUGUUGCAGUACCUACACCUCGGUGUUGCAGUACGUACACUUCAGUGUAGAAGUACCUAUUCCUCAGUGUAGCAUUACCUAAUAUACUUCAGAACCUACCCUGCUGCCUGCAGGGAGGGAGACCUGCUGCUUGGGUAACAGCUUCUCCUCCGUAUCAAUUAACCCUGGCUUUGCGCCCUGGAGAGUACGUAAUUCGAUAGUCUCCUGAGACUGAUGGAUGCCUACUAAUUGGCUCCAAGGGAUAUGUUAUAUUAUGUAUG